UUGUACACGUAGUAAAAUCAUCAUGAUAAAGAAAAAUCUGUUUAUUCGAUAAUGGACUUCUGUUUAGGCCUACGAUAUUAUUCCCACUAUAUUGUAAAAGAGGAUAUCUUGAUAACAUGUCGAUUCGAUUGAGAGAUUAAUACGAAGGUAAAUACCAGCUCAAGAUUAUUUUUUUGGACUGCCCCGAAGUGGUGGAGGCGCGGCGGAUCUCGGGUUGCUGGCGGAAACCUACCGGGAAGCUGUGGCUUGCGGACGUGAAGUAGUUCGCUUCCCAAUUCUGUCCUCGGUAGAUCGUCUCUGUGACAAAAUUGGAAAAGGGUCACCAUCAGUGAGUGUUUACCAACAGAGGGCCGUUGAGGGCGACAUGCUGCCGUUCACAAGCAAACCAUCCAGUGGGGAUUAUGAUAACAGCAAAGCUCGGAGAACGCAGUCAUGCUGGAGGUUGUGGAGGAGGUUGUCCCGCCUACAGAGGAAGGUCGUCACUGCAAUACUCCUCAUCAGUGCGCUCGGUGGCUUCAUCGUCUUCAGACAUUUUGUGCCCGAUGAAUCCAAGAGCGGGUUGGACAGCGAUGCCUUUGCGAGGAAUGCUGCCGGGCGUAAUAAAGGUUGGCUGGGAUUAGGAGGAGGACAGGAGGGGCAUGAUCCGGUCAACGAUGAUUUUAAUCCUGGAGUUGGAGGAGAUGAAAUGGGAGUCGCAGGAGAUGAAAUAGAGCAGGACAAAAGCUUAAAGGGUAGGCCGGGGAAGAGAGGUCCACCCAAACUGCUGGGAGGCAAGCCAAUCGGGUUUCAGGAUACAGAGAAUGUAGACCCCUUAGAAGGAAACCAGCCAAUCGGGGAAGAGGAUACGGAGAACGCAGACAAGGAGAAGGGGGUGCCUCAUCCGGGUAUCGAGCUACCACCGGGCGUGGUCAAGGAAGGGGAGGCUGACGAGAAAGAAGUGGUCCUUCCUCUUCCUGACAAUGAGAAAGAUAAAGAUAACCAUGGCGAUAGCGACCCUCAAUCAUUGUAUGGUGCUAAGAACGAACGGCAGCGCGCGGUGGUAGAUGCCUUCAAGCACGCCUGGAAGGGCUACAAGGCCCAUGCCUGGGGCCACGAUGAGCUCAAACCGAUCAGCAAAAAAUGGAGCGAAUGGUUCACUCUCAGUCUGACCAUGGUGGACAGUCUUGAUACAAUGGUCAUCAUGGGUUUGACCGAUGAGUUUCAAGAGGCCCGGGAUCACAUUGCACAGAUGAGUGUAACUCCUAACAAAGAUGUCAAUUUAUUUGAAACAACAAUUAGAGUUUUAGGAGCCUUUCUCAGUACUUACCAUCUCACCGGUGACGAAAUGUUCCUUCAAAAAGCAGUAACUCUUGGGGACAGCUUGCUGAACUGUUUCCAGAGUAGAACGGCCGUACCCUUCUCGGAUGUCAACCUGCAGACGGGCAACGCACACGCGCCACGCUGGGGACCCGACAGCUCCGUCUCCGAAGUCAGUACUAUUCAACUCGAGUUUCGAGAUCUCUCCUUCACUACCGGUGAUCCAAAGUACAAGGAGGCCGUGGAUAAGGUAAUGAUGCAUCUUCACAAUUUGCCAAAGAAGGAAGGUCUGGUACCAAUCUUCAUCAACGCCAACUCUGGUCAAUUUCGACCCAACUCCAUUUUGACCCUGGGAGCACGAGCAGACAGCUACUACGAAUAUCUGCUCAAACAAUGGCUGCAGACGAGCAAGUCGGAGAAACGUUUCCAUGACGAUUACAUAGAAGCAGUAGAAGGCAUCAAGAAGAAGCUCUUAGGACAAUCAGAACCCAACAAACUGACAUUCAUCGGGGAGCUUCAUAGAGAUACAUUCUCCCCCAAGAUGGAUGAGUUGGCAUGCUUCUUUCCUGGUACACUAGCCCUCGGCCACCACAACGGUCUGCCAGACUCUCAUCUGGAGCUAGCCCAGGAGGUUGCCCAUACCUGCUUUCAGAUGUAUGCCCAGAUGCCUACCUUCCUAGCUCCAGAAAUCACUUACUUCAAUACCUUGCCUGGUAUGAAAGAGGAUCUCAAUAUCAAGCCAGCGGACGCGCACAACCUGCUGCGACCAGAGACCCUCGAGAGCUUCUUCUACCUCUACCGCAUCACAGGACAGAACUUCUAUCGCGAGUGGGCGUGGAAGAUCUUCCAGGGCUUCGAGAAGUACACCAAGAUACCCGGAGGAGGCUACUCGUCCAUCAGUAAUGUUAAAAACCCUGAUAACGUCAACAUGAGGGACAAGAUGGAGAGCUUCUUUCUCGGUGAAACAUUGAAAUAUUUAUUCCUGAUAUUCAGUGAUGACCCCAAUUUAAUAUCGCUCGAUAAGUAUGUAUUCAAUACCGAGGCCCAUCCUCUCCCGGUGAGAGAUGGACAAGGCCAUCAAGUGCAAUAAUUGAAAUUUAUAUAAACUUAAAGGGUGGUAUUCUCAAAAGCGGACUAACUUUAGUCCAUGGUUUAAUCCACCGACUA
Molecule: messenger RNA, 2463 nt
Organism: Strongylocentrotus purpuratus (purple sea urchin)
Lineage: Eukaryota; Metazoa; Echinodermata; Echinoidea; Camarodonta; Strongylocentrotidae
Product: endoplasmic reticulum mannosyl-oligosaccharide 1,2-alpha-mannosidase-like
Exons: 12
Coding region: 365-2386 (673 amino acids)
Biological process (GO): carbohydrate metabolic process; N-glycan processing
Cellular component (GO): membrane; endoplasmic reticulum
Molecular function (GO): calcium ion binding; mannosyl-oligosaccharide 1,2-alpha-mannosidase activity
Source: RefSeq, a predicted model, not a curated record